Phyllopteryx taeniolatus (common seadragon) is the source of this 4079-nucleotide messenger RNA. It is a transcript of the gene ivd, whose product is annotated as isovaleryl-CoA dehydrogenase. The transcript has 12 exons. The record is from RefSeq and is a predicted model, not a curated record. Gene Ontology annotation, cellular component: mitochondrion. NCBI's taxonomy places the organism in Eukaryota, Metazoa, Chordata, Actinopteri, Syngnathiformes, Syngnathidae. Gene Ontology annotation, molecular function: 3-methylbutanoyl-CoA dehydrogenase activity; flavin adenine dinucleotide binding. Gene Ontology annotation, biological process: L-leucine catabolic process. The coding region runs from base 152 to 1405 and encodes 417 amino acids.
UGUACCGUAGAAGAAAAGCCGCUUCGACUGAGGUUUGAUGUACUGUUGAAAAAGUGAGACCUCCAGUGUUCCCGCACGAGAAUACUUCUCUCCGGGGACGCUCGCGUUGAUAUCACUCGAUCCGUUCAUACGUCAAAGGGGAACGGACGCCAUGUUUGCCGUCAGAAGCGCUCUCCGUCUGGGUCCGAAGCUAUUCAUUCCCGCGUUGGCGAGGCGCGGGUGCGCCGGGGCUGCUAUCCCGGUGGACGAUGUGGUCAACGGGCUGACAGACGAGCAGAUCCAGCUCAGGCACAGUGUUCGUAAAUUCUGUGCAGAAAAACUUGGGCCCCAUGCUGAGGAGAUAGACAAGAAGAAUGAGUUUACAGGGAUGCGGGAAUUCUGGAAAGAUGCGGGUGAGAUGGGGCUGCUUGGCAUUACUGCACCUGUGGAAUACGGAGGCACUGGAUUGGGCUACCUCGAACACGUCAUCGUUAUGGAGGAAUUAUCUCGUGUGUCGGCGGCCAUCGCGCUCAGCUACGGCGCCCACUCCAACCUGUGCGUCAAUCAGAUGGUGCGCCACGCCAACGAGAAGCAGAAAGAGAAGUACAUGCCAAAGUUAAUGACAGGAGAGCAUGUGGGCGCCUUGGCCAUGAGUGAGCCUAACGCUGGCUCUGAUGUCGUGUCCAUGAAACUCAAGGCGAAGAAGCAAGGUGACUACUACGUUCUGAACGGUAACAAGUUCUGGAUCACAAACGGACCAGACGCCGACGUCCUCAUUGUGUACGCUAAAACAGACGUAGAGGCCUAUCAGAAAGGCAUCACUGCGUUCAUUGUUGAGAAGGGGAUGCCGGGUUUCUCCACAGCACAGAAGCUGGACAAACUGGGUAUGAGGGGGUCAAACACUUGUGAGCUGAUCUUUGAGGACUGCAAAGUCCCAGAGGGGAACAUCCUGGGUCCAUUAAACAAAGGGGUCUAUGUGAUGAUGAGCGGUCUAGAUCUGGAGAGGCUGGUACUCGCAGCUGGACCUGUUGGCAUCAUGCAAGCUGUUUUGGACUCUGCAAUUCCCUACCUACAUGUUAGAGAAGCUUUCGGAGAGAAGAUUGGACACUUUCAGCUGAUGCAAGGCAAGAUGGCUGACAUGUACACCAGGUUGAGCUCCUGUCGGCAAUAUUUGUACAACGUGGCCCGGGCCUGUGACAAAGGACACUUUAGUGCCAUGGACUGCGCCGGAGUCAUUCUGUACUGUGCCGAGAACGCCACCCAGGUCGCGCUGGAUGGCAUUCAGUGUUUGGGCGGUAAUGGCUACAUCAAUGACUACCCCGUGGGACGCUACCUGCGGGACGCAAAGCUAUAUGAAAUCGGCGCAGGCACGAGUGAAAUCCGCCGCCUUAUUAUCGGACGAUCCUUCAAUGCCAUGUUCAAGUGAGAGAGAGAGAAAGAGAAGUGCUCUUAUCAAUGAGUGAGAGUGCAAUUUCGUCCACGAGAAACACUUCUUCACAGCCUCACGGCCUUAACUUGUUUAACUAAUCAGUGCCGCUGACCUACAUCAUGUUUGUGAAUCUCUGUUAAUGUUUUAUGUACAUGAAAUUAUGCCACGUUAACACCUGUAGUCUGAACACAUCAGUGCGAAGUAACCUUCAUAUCAAGCAAUUACUUUAAUUACUGAAAUUCCAGAAAUGCAGUUGUAAAAUGUUCCUGUUACAUAAGUCAUUUGUCACUUCAUUAAAUUCUAUUAGCGUUUGGAAAUAUUUUUAUCAAUGUUAAUGGUUGGGUUUUUUUUUUUUUUUUUCUUCCCCUCUUCCUUCUUCCAGUGCCUGCGGGCUAAAGAAACUGAUUUUUGUUAACACUCCUAUUUCCACUGCUUUCAGUACCUCUGCUAGGUAGAUGGCAAUAAUGUGUCAAGUUAAUCAAGUUGUCCUUUUACCAUUUAUAGGACAACAUUCUUCCUGUUACAGUUCUGUGAGAGUGAAGUAGCACACAGAUGAGUUUGAGUAUGCAGAGGGAUUUGGUUGAGCUUUAGUGUCGCUCCAGGACAUUUGGGGCCGAGUCCUGCUGUUGGAAUCAAACCAGAACGAUCAAUAUUGACUUUUUCCAGCCUUCCAGGUGUCCAUUGCUAUCAUAACCACUCAUGAUUGUACAUUGUUCAUGAAACAAUCCAAUGCACAUUGAAACUGAACACUUGUUGGGCUUCUUUUAGUAGUAAACAACAAAGUACUGUUUUGGAUGGGGUCAAGAGGUAAAAUUAUUCUGAUCUUGUAUAGUCUCAAUCAGUUUUUUUUUUUCCCCUUUGGCUCCGUGUUUUUUUGUGUGAUGGCAAAGAGUGUGGGAUGAAACCAUAUAGACCCAUAGUACAAUGAGCAAUACAAUUAAUAAAAGCUCAAAUACACAAACUCAUUUUACCAAGCGGUUGCUAACAUAAAUGCACCUAUUAUGCACAACAUUUAAACCUAUUAAUUGCUUCUCGCUUACAAUGUUGCUCUACAAACACCUUCCUGUUCCCACUCCAUUAGUUUUACUUUAUUUUAGUUGUAUUAUAGUGUUGAACUUCUGACAUGGGGGUAAAAUGUUUUAAAUUCUGGCCACCAUGUAGAUAUAAACAUAUGCACAAAAUGCUCAUUUGUGGCCAAAAUAUAACGUGUGACCAUGAAAUGGGUAUGUCGUGCGCACAAAAUACUUUUUGCACUCAAAUCGCUUACUCAACUGUCAAAGGAUGGUAUUAAAAUUAUUAAUUUGUAUUUUGGGCACACCUACUUCAUGGCCACAAUUUUGCAUUUUGUGGUCCCAAAUUUGUAUUUCGUGGCAAUUAGCAUUUUGUGCACACGUUAUAUAUGUAUUGUGUCCCAUUUUUUCCACCCCAUGGGCGUCUGGGGCUCCACAGUAAAGAACCUGUUCCCUUUGGAUAUUUUGCACAGUCACGUAAGCGAAGGCUCCAUUCCAUUAAGUGCUGCUGGAAGCCAUGAAGCUAAGGUUGCUUGCACCCUAAAUGGAAUGUGGCCAUGAAUAAUGUAAUUACAGUUGUGCUUUUUCCUGCUUUGACUGACAGCUUGCAAAUAUGAAAGGAGGGAAAACUGACGCGCCACAUGACCAUCACCAGUUAGGGUGAGGGAGCACACGAAAACGACCAUCUACUUGGUGUGUUGACUUUGUGAACUAAAUACACUGAUAAAAAGGAUUUAACUAUAUUCCAUGCUCUAUUUUUAAAUCAUUUCACCUUCAUUAGGAAAAUGUUUUACUUAAUUCCUGUAAGUGAAAUGGGAUUUUAGUGGAAAAAAUUAAGUUGCUCUGAGAAGUGCAUGUAAGCACUUCAAUUUUAACCAACAACUCCUCUUUUUUCUGCUCUCUUUUGGCCUGAGCUGAACUAAAGAGCAGGUUUAUCUGCUGAAGCCAUUACUAAAAUGCAAAUGAUGGGAAUUCAUCGAUCAACACUCCAAAAGAAACGUUUGUUUUGAUUUUCCUCCAUUAAAGAAUUCCUGUGAUUUUCCAGAAGAAUGGAGCCAAUAAGCAAACUUCUUUUGUCUCUUUUCUUUUAAAGGACCUUUAGCAUUGAGUUUAUUAUUACUUAAACAUUUGUGCUAAAGUUAACAAUCUGUUAUUGUGGUGAGAUGAGGCAUAUAGUCAGAUAACCAUCAAAUGAUUUAAAUCUAGCUGCAGCUCAAAUCAGAUAUGACCAAUUAGUGCAACAUACCUGUAGUAUAAUAGUUUGACCUAAUGUGACAUUUUAAAUAACUAUGUGGAAGAAUUGUAUUAUUAUGUUAGUUAUUUAGUGAAUUACCCCUAUUGUGAUGUCAUAAUUUGUUGAAAUUCAAAACAGCUUGCUCACAGGGACAUUUUUAGAAAUAGAUAGAUUUAAAAAAAAGUGUACUUAGUUGUUUAAUUUCUCACUUAAUGAUUGGGCAGACACUUCUAUUUGUCAACAAGCCAUAAAAAAGUAUAUUUUUUUAGUACAUUUGUUACAUCUUGAUAAAAAGUGGCUUGAAGUGCUUUUGAAUAAUUGUUGAUUGAUGGUGUUCCAUAUUGUCAUGUCUGUUUUUGUUACAAAGCUAAUAGUAAUAAUGCUGUCCAUGCAAAAAAUAAAAUAAAUAAACAAAUAAAUCCAUUCA